GGAAGGAGAUGAUAGGGAACACUGUGGAGAGUCUGGAGACAUGUUGACGAGAAUGGACAGCGUUCGUCACAUCCCCAGCAGUCCGACUGUUCUUUCUCCAUGUCUCUCCCCCACAAAGAUUCUUCCCAGAUUCUCUCUUCCUCUCCGCAAAUUUUGGUCCGAUGAACGAAAUCGGCAGCUACGCCUCACCUCCGCAGCCGCCUCCGCCGCCGAUUCUUCGCCGUUUGAUUUCUCUCCUCCUCCUAUUGAUCACGACCUUCCCGAGAAGAUUAGUGUUGCUGGAGGGAAAGUUUCCAGUGAUGGUGUUGUUGAGACUUUUGAUAAUGACGAUGAGGCUUUAGAUGCAUUUGAAAAUGGAGCAGUGGUUGUUUACCUCUCACAUUUUGGGAGAAUACGAGUUAGCGGAGAUGACCGUAUUCAAUUCCUUCACAACCAAACGACUGCAAAUUUUGAAUGUCUUAAUGAAGGACAGGGAUGUGAUACUGUAUUCAUUUCCCCCACUGCAAGAACAAUCGAUAUUGCAUACUCCUGGGUCAUGAAAAAUUCUGUAGUGCUUGUGGUUUCACCGACGACAUGCGGAAGCAUAACUGAAAUGUUGAAUAAGUACAUAUUUUUUGCUGACAAGGUUGGGAUUCAAGACAUCACCAAACAAACUUCUUUACUCGUUUUAGCAGGACCUAAAAGCAACCAAAUCAUGGCUAACCUGAACCUGGACGAUCUUAUUGGGCAGCCAUAUGGCAAUCAUCGGCAUUAUAACAUAAAUGGAAUGCCAAUAACGGUCGGGGUAGGAAGUAUCGUUUCGGAUGUAGGGUUUUCCAUGUUAAUGUCACCAUCUGCUGCUGUGUCUGUCUGGGAGACUCUUUUAUCUCAGGGUGCCAUUCCAAUGGGUUCCGUCGCUUGGGAAAAACUAAGAAUCCUUCAGGGAAGACCGGCUCCCGAGAAGGAACUCGGCAAGGAAUUCAAUGUUCUGGAAGUGGGUUUGUGGAAUUCGAUCUCUCUGAAUAAAGGAUGUUACAAGGGGCAGGAGACGAUAUCACGGCUCAUAACAUACGACGGAAUCAAGCAGAAAUUAUGUGGACUUCGGCUCUCUGCGCAUGCAGAACCCGGGAGCUCCAUUACGCUCGACGACGGAAAAAAGGUGGGGAAGGUGACGAGCUGUACAUCGGGAAGGCAGGAGUCGGAAUAUUUUGGAUUAGGGUACGUCAAGAAACAAGCGGCGUGGACGGGAAACAGGUUGCUUGUGGGCGAGAACAUCGUCGGGACAAUAGUUGAAGUCCCAUAUCUAUCUCGGCAAAGCCCUCCGUUCGACAAAUCGAGUUCUUCACUAGGAGGAGAGCGAUAGCAGGCGGAAAAUCUCGGACAGAAAAAUCUUCCGACAGAACUAAAUCACGGAUCAUGCAUAUGUUUGGUUCAAUAGUUAUUGAAAAUCGUCAAUAACUUCAAAGGGAACAUGAUAUCGAAAAUUUAUGGAUAUGUAUUUCUCGUAAUCGCAAUGAUGAAUAAUCAGGAAUAGGACAACUGCACUAUUGAAAUGGUACGAGUAGCUUUCCUGUUUUUGGUACA
Molecule: messenger RNA, 1563 nt
Organism: Tarenaya hassleriana
Lineage: Eukaryota; Viridiplantae; Streptophyta; Magnoliopsida; Brassicales; Cleomaceae
Product: putative transferase At1g60990, chloroplastic
Exons: 13
Coding region: 41-1342 (433 amino acids)
Biological process (GO): glycine decarboxylation via glycine cleavage system
Cellular component (GO): mitochondrion
Molecular function (GO): protein binding; aminomethyltransferase activity
Source: RefSeq, a predicted model, not a curated record